Messenger RNA from Stegostoma tigrinum, 3441 nucleotides. It is a transcript of the gene cep63, whose product is annotated as centrosomal protein 63. The coding region runs from base 287 to 2404 and encodes 705 amino acids. The transcript is spliced from 15 exons. Lineage: Eukaryota; Metazoa; Chordata; Chondrichthyes; Orectolobiformes; Stegostomatidae. Gene Ontology annotation, biological process: centriole replication; de novo centriole assembly involved in multi-ciliated epithelial cell differentiation. Gene Ontology annotation, cellular component: centriole. The record is from RefSeq and is a predicted model, not a curated record.
UUACACGCGCCGGGGAUCGACCAACCGCCUCUCCGUUCCUCCAUGGCCGCGUCCAACACGGCGCGCAUGCGCCAGGGCCGGAUCCGUUUACUGAGCAUGCGCACUCGCUGGCCCUGGCAGGCAGUUGGCAUGUUGGUUCGUCCCUGGUUUGAUAGGUUGUCUCUGAACAAAAGAUGUCUGUGCAGGUAGCCUCAGUGAAAAUGGAUGGAAGGAGAGCCAAUGGAUGUUUAGAGUUCCUGAAGACAUUUGACAAGUUGCCCAUUUGAAGCUGGGAGGAAAGGAAGAAAUGGAAGCUUUACUCGAAGCAGUGCAAAACUUUGGUCAAGUUGGCUGCAGCAGUUCUCUUACCACCUGUGAGGCUGAAUUACAAGAGCUGAUGAAGCAGAUCGAUAUCAUGGUAGCCCAGAAAAAGUCUGAGUGGGAAGCACAGUUCCAGUCGGUGGAAACCAGGCUGAAGGUCCGAGAACAGGAGCUCAGUGCGUUUCGAUUAUUACUUGACCAGAAACACACAGAGGUGGGAGUCUUGCGGCAGCAACUUCAGGACAAUGAAAAGGUUCAACGUGAUAUGGUGGUGCAGUAUGAAACACAACUGAACGUAUUUCGCGAAGAGAUUGGGAAACUGAAGAAAAGCUACGAGAAGUUGCAGAGACGACAGUUGAAAGACAGGAGGGAGCAUGUCACGGAGAGAUCAGAGAAGGAAGGCAUAUCUGAACUUAACAGGUUGAGCAAGAAGGUCGAGGAGUUUCGAGAGAAAUCAUUGGAAUGGGAGAAACAGAGGCUUUGUUAUCAACAGCAGGUGGCAUCACUGGAUACAGAGAGAAAACUUCUGGCAGAGCAGUGCAAAACUAUUCAGCAACAGACUGUAAAAUAUCAGACUGAACUCAGUGGUCAGAAACAGCUUAUUGAGCAGACUGAGCUAACAAGCCAAUCAGAAAUGCAGCACCUGAGGAGCCAGUUGGUGCGAGCCAAUGACACAAUCUGUGCAAACGACAUGAUGAUGGAGAGGCUGAACAUGACCGUGGAUGAACUGAAGGCUGCGAACCAACAGUUUAAAUCAGGACAACAACUUCUGCAGGAAGAGCUGCAACAUUUGCAGCAACUCAUACAGAAAUCAGUGGAGGAAAAUGAGGAUCUGAAGAGUAAACUCCAAGCGCAAGAAAAUAUAAUUCAGAGUAAAGAUCUUCAGCAGAAACAACUGUACAAGGAGUUGGUCCGGUGUAAUGAAUUAUUGCAGGCUAAAGAGAAAACUGCCAGCAGAUCAUUAGAAGAUAGCUUGCUGGAGAAGCCAUGUAAUGAUAUUUCUCACAGACAGCCUGAUCUCCAACAGGCACCUGUGCAUUUCCAAGAAAACCUGCAAGGUGAUAUGGAUUUCAAGGAAGAAUUCCUGCUUCUUCAGCACAGUUUAGAUUCAUCGAAUGACCGCUGCACACUUCUGUCUGGAGAAAUUUGCAAAAAAGAUGAAGAACUGAAGCAAAUGGAAGAUGAGCACAGUAAAAGCAAAAUGGACAUUAAAAAGCUUAGGGAUCAGUUGAGUUCUCUUGAACAGCAGCGCCACUCUGAACUGAAGGGAAUGAAAUUGGAGAUUGCCCAAUUGACCACUGAACUGCACCAGCGUGACUUAACGAUUGCGACUAUGAGUGCAGCCACCUCCAACAUGGAGCGACAGCUUCGGAUUGAAUUAGAUAAAACUGAUAAAGUGCAAGAAGUUAAGCAGAAUUGUUCGAUAACAGACCUUCGUGAUGGCUAUUUUUCAUCUCUGAGGCAACUGGAACAAGAAAACCAGCAACUCCAAAAAGAAUUGGCUGAUGUGAGAAGCAAGUUGGAGACAUCUACCAAGGUGUCUCAGGACAGAUAUGAGAUGCUCCUGUUACAGAUACAGAACAAGCUGACAGAUAUAAGAGAAACUGAGAAUAGGCGAGUGGAGGAGCUCCAGCUUGAACAAAAGAAGGAAAUUGAAGAACUUCAGAACAAACUCCGUGAGAUGGUUGCUCAGUCUGAAGAGAGCAAACACGCUUCACAAAGUCAGCACCAGUGUUCCGAGUCUGAUUUUCACAAUUUAACAGAAGGCCGAAUCACUGAGAGGACUUUUUCCAAUACAGUUCAGAGUGAUUCAUCAAAUGCUUCGCUUUCUGAAUCCUUGCAUGGGGUCACCUCCUGUGUCACCUUGUCUGCAGAUGAGAAUGAAGCAAAUUUUUCUCACAAUUCAUCAGCACAGUCAGCCCAUUCACUUCCUAGUGAGCAGUUUCUGUCUUUGAGCCCAACAAUUGCAUCCACAAAGACAUCGAUUGCAAUCAGGUAUCUCGAGGAAGAGGACAGAAGGUCACAGCAACUUUUACAACGUCUGGACAUGCAUAUUGAGGAACUCAAAGCUGAAAGUGAAAAAACUGUUGACAAAUAUGUAUAAUCCACUGUGAUGGAAAAUCAACUCUCAGGCUCCAAAUUAUGAACUUUACUCAGCAUGAGACUGAAUAAAUGGAGCUACUGUUUGCCCUAUCUGGCCUCAGUAAUGGGUACAUUUUCGUUCUUGGAGGUGUACCUAAUGUGCAUUGGGGUAGACGUUAACCAUCCUAAUCACUUGGUUUCUUAAUAACCUAUGUACUGUAGCUUUUUAUUCAUCAUCCCAAAGUUGUGUAAUCAUGUAGUCUGUAAUGAUGUUAGUCUGCACCAGUACAGCCAGCACCCUUCAGGAAGUGUGUUAGUACUGUUUUUGGAAGUGAGCGUCAAGCUGUCAAAAAUCCAGCCUCUGCCUCUGAAGUCUUUUAUUUUCAGAGUUGACCCUGAGAAAACAGUCCAGUCCCUACAAGACUCCAGUUAUCAAGUUUACAAGGUCAUGGUUACAUCAAUAUUUCUGAGCAAAAACAUGAACCUUUUGAAGAUUAGCUGAUGUCACUACAUUGGUGCUGUGUUAAGGAUAUUGGAGUGGUCCUACUUUCCCAAUAAACUAUGCAAAAUGCAGCAAAUUGGUGCUUCUGUUAAAGAAAAAGGGACAUCAGUUGUCAUUGUGAUUGCAGUAUGUUAGUCCAAGGUCACGGCUGCAGCAGUGACCUGAUAAUAAAUUGUGUUUUAAAUUGUUUUCUUUAAACAGCGUUUUCCAGGUCUGAAGUUGUGGUAUGAAUUUAUAAUUUGGAUGCUAUUAUAAAUGGUGGUAAAUAAAUACUGUUUAACAGCAUGAUUCAAACUUUAGCUCUUUCUGGUAGACUUCUAUUAGUGCGGCUGAAGGAAGGAGGCUGAUGAAAUUAUGUUCUGCUUCAGAUUGAGUCUCCCUUUUUAGGCAUGUAUAAAUGACAAGUUACCACUCUGGAGUGAGAACCUAACUUAAAAGAUUCUGCAUGUUCCUGAAAGGACUAAUCACUGAAGUUGUUUUUUUGUUUGUUUUGUAAAAGAAACUUCCAGUGCUGAUUAUAAUUGUAUAUUUGUGUACAUAUCAAUAAACUUUAUACA